CGCUUUGGAUGAAGUUUUGAUAGGCACCUCUAUUCCACCACCAUACCUAAGAUCGGAUUGCAUCUUGCGCUAAUCUUCAAAGAAGAAACAAUUUCGCAGAUGAAGUCACGGAACAUGAUGCAUCAAGGCUUUUGUCACUAUACCAGGUUCAUAAAACUUGUAGCAUUGCUGUGUGUUGGAUUUUCUGCACAAAAGAAGGGCACAAUAUUUGUUCUAUCGCAGUCAGUGAAGCAGUCUGAAAUCGACAGCUGCACAAAAGAAACCGAAUCAUUGUAUAGUAACUCCUUUGCGCUUGUCCAACAGAGCACUGAGAUAGAUAUUUGGGCGGACACCCAGAGGAUGACACCCAAUGCUGUCUGCACCUCGCAAGACUUUACCAAAACAACAUGCAACCUCGACUAUGUAAAUGCUACCGGUAAUGAAUCAUCGGAUUGGUGUUUGAGUGUUCCAAACACAGUAUACGUCGAAACGACGUUCAUAUUGAGAUGCACCGGAGACUUAAACCGUAUGCUAUUUUAUUCCGUCCGCAAUCGACCGGGUUGCUACGCGCAUGUGACUGGUUCUUCUGUUUCUCCCUGCUACAAUGGAUACGACAACAGCAUUAUCGAAAGCAUCGAACUUGCAACCUUUGAUGCACUAAAGGACGAAAUAAGUACGGCAACAGGCGACACCGGCAGAGAAUGGGGAGAUGUUGGUCAAGGAUUCACCGGUUGUGAUCAAUUGCGGUUCGAGGUCACAGAACCCCGAGGAUUGGACGGUGGCUCUGCUCUUACCUGCUCCGAAGCAACUUUAGAGAUUCAAUCAUCUCCAUCCAUGUCCGAUGCGGUUGCAGAUCUCGACGAGCAACUCGGGAUCGUCGUCUCGAAUACCAACAACGGAGGGAGACAGCUCCGAGAAUUUUCAAACCGAUCACUUAAGCCACUUGCUUCAAAUGAUGGUAUUAUUGAUUUCGGAGUCGUUUCCCACGAUAUAUCUGCCAUUUGUAGAGAAACAUUGGAAGGGGCUUACCUUGAAAUAAACUACAACAUAUCCUGCGGUGGAGAUGAAUUCCAGAUACUCUCCGAUCCGCUUUGCAUUUCCAGUAAAGCCUGUGGCGUGACCGACUUUGAACUAGAAUCAGCGUCUCAUGCCACCGCAAAAUGGAAUAGAAUCAGUAACAGCGAUUGCCAGGUGCUUUCCACCGAUUCUUCCAACAAUGAAGCCGCGAUAACAUGGGAGGAUUUCUCUCCCAGCCAGAGUCCCACUGCUACAACUUCACCCACGAUUAGCCUCGCACCAUCUGCGCAACCCUCAUCCAGCUCGCCUCCAUCUGCGAGCAUAGCCCCGUCUCAGAACCCUACGGCUGUGAGCUGCGAGGAUGAGAGCUUGAAUCUCCUUGAGGUUUCCGCAAGUGAAAAUGGUGUAGAAACCGAUGAAAUGAAAAUUGCAACUGAGCUGGCCCAAGUGCAGAUCCUCAUGAUGUCAGGCGACGACAACAACAACGAUGGAUUUGCAAAACAUUGCAUAAGUGUUAGCGGUGAGGAGAGUGAUAAUGGGGAGAGAAAGAUGUCACCAGCUGAAGCUGAUUUCUACUGCGAAUUCAAUUACGAAGACAUCACUGGUACCAGCAACACGGAAAACUCCAUCCCUUCCCUCUGUCGAAGGGCCGGUACUGUUUAUGUGGAAGAUUCCAUUUCGAUCACAUGCACAUCAGAAGACACUUCCUCUCCCACCACCACUAAAGUACUGGUUCAAAAUAAACCUUCUUGCCGGUCCAAAAAGUGCAAUGCUGAUGAUAUUCAAGGGUUGGCAAAUAUUGAAUUCCAGAGAUGGAUCAAAUUGACACUGGAAAAAGGAAGAGAAGAGACAUCAUCAUCGAUUCUUUUAGGCCCACAGUCAUGUGUUGUCGAUGAGGAGAAUGAAGAAGGAGAAGGGGGAGUUUCAGCGACUCUUGUAACAUCGAGCACUGACUCGAGUGAUAAUGGACCAAUCGAACCUACCGAACAAUGCUUGAUGGGUACAGGUUUUCGAAAGAGCAUAGUCGGGCUGUUCGAAGAAAUUGUGCAUUCUGAACGCGGAUUCUUGAGUUACCUUGAAAAUGACUUCCGACAGAUUUGUGGCUCGAUAAAACCGGGAGUUUUGGAUUGCAAUUUCGAUUGGAGUGAAUUAUUUCCGUCGUCGGAAGAUGCUGUAAAGUUGAACUGUAUGCCCAACGAAUAUACCGGGACCAAUAUCCAGGAUGGAUGCGGCGGCGGUGAUGGACAAUACAUCGAAUCAAAUUUCCGCAUGACUUGCGUCAAAGAGGACUCUGAAGUAACCAUGAUGAACAGAAACGUCCCAGAAUGCGUGGGUAAACCGUGCAGUCCAAAUCAGACCCAAAGUUUGAUGGCGGACAAAUUCUCCUCGCUGUCAAAACAAUUCGAGGAGAAGUUUGCUGAUGAUAACUGGUCCUGUACGAACGAAGUAGUGUCACUUUACCCAGUUCAUUUCGAUUCCUUCCACGAGACCCAUGACACCGAAUGCUACAAGAACCUACAGUUCGAAGAACUUGAUCCUGCUGACGUUGCAAUAAGGAUUCAGGAAACAACGAUCGGAGGAACCAAAGAUGAGAGAGAACAACACAUGGCCGAUCUCCUUGCCGGCGUUGACUCUUCUACAUCCUUUUCAGAUCUCAUCCCCGGAGGUAACUCUUCCGAUUACGAUGAUUCUGAAUACGAUGAUUCUGAAAACGAUCCGCUGGAAGUAGAAGACGAUGUAAAAGAAUCCCCUGCGGGGAAUGCCGCCCAGUCAUUAGAUGUUCCGGAGGCAAAAGAUAGACCGCUCAUAGAGAGACCACCUGUGGAAACAAUAUCGGGUUUGGUUGGCCCUAGAUAUGGACGGUUGUUCGAGCCUCAAACCAAGGCGCCUGUCGAGACUACGUCUUCGGGCUCUACAAUAACACUCACUGGGGCAAUUGGCGUUCUAGUGUUUCAAAUGCUUUGGUCGAUACUGAUAUAAUGAGGCCUACGUGCUGACGCUAUGCGAUACUGUCUUACUGGAGAGGUGCUGGUCGAGCAAAUCAGGCAUUAAGAAAUCUAUUCGCUCUUCUGUCCUAUGAGAUUCAUGACACAGAGAGCAUUAUUGCUUUUCUGUACCGUGAUAGUGUAAUAGACUCUGUUGAAAUCAGGUUUCAUCGACCAAAACCUGAUUCAUGAUAAGAAGAUUUUUUUUAAAACUAUUCUCCUUUGACUAAAUCAAGCUCAUUGGCUAAAAUGGGAGUGUCUCUAUUCCUCUCCUCCACUUUUUGGAUCCAACAUUGGUGUCUCGGAUCAAUACAGCGAGAUCCAUAUUGACGGAGGUGUCUUUGCUGAAAUCAGUGUCAUCGUUUUCCAAUGGAAAUAGUAAAAUCUUGGACAAAUCAAGCAUACCACCGUAAAAUAGAUUUAGAAGUCCAACAGCAGGUACGCUAAGGAGAAAGAAAUUGAUUGGAAGCAGUUCAAAGUAAAAAAUCAGUUACUGAAGUUGAAUACAUACCUAUCAUCGUUUGACAUGAUAAUGAUGGAAAAGAUACUUACCUCCACAAUCCCAGUUCAGGGUACAGUCCGAAAGGUGCCAAAACCAAGAAAACGUCCACUAAUAUCUGAACAAAGUGCGCGUAAGCCAAAGGAAUCUUCCCCUCAAGACUAAAUCUGAUGCUGGACAUCGAAUCUCUCACAUCAAGGAUUUUAUCGGUGAAUGUACCUUCCACUGUAUCGGUGUCUGCGAAUGCCCCCUCUUCUAUUCCCUUUAACAAACGGAUAUAAAUCCAUUGCAGGGCUGCAAACUGUGGUCCAGACUCUUUUUGAUAGGUUUUGAUGAAACAUAUGUACUGCUCCCGUGUCAUUACCCCCCGGCUCAGCAAGCGACUCAGUCCCUUCGGCGUUGAUAAGAUGUCAUAUUUUCUGGCGAAAGAGGCCCACAUUAGUACAUUGAAUAGUCGGAUGCACUCCGCAAUGUCUUCCAUGGCUCUGAUCGAUCGCGAAUUUGUUUGUGUUAGUGUCUCUCUCUGCCCGAGAUGAGCAAACCAAUCUGCCCGAGAAAGAGCAAACGAGAAAUGAGAAAUAAGAUACGAUGCAAAGCAAUAUUCAGUGCGAACUGAGGGAAUCGACCCAAAUUCUUUACUCACGAAAUACCAUCUAAAUGAGUUUGGAUUCGACGCCCCUGGGUGUAGAUAUCUCUCCAAAGAGAGUACGCUUCAGCCAGGAAAAAUGUCAGGAUGAAGCUCGUUAAACCCAUUGUUGUAUUCCUGCAUGGUGAUAUUUGGUAUUUAAAUCGGCAUUUUUGUUCUGUUAGGGUAUAAGAAGAAAAAAUUAUGACCAAACGACGAGUCGCGAUAAGCGUGUAAAUCCACUUACCACAAUUUGUUCAGUCCCUCCAAAUUAGCUAUAAUCGGAUGCCCUUCAUCUGGAAUCAUCCAUAUCGACCAGGUGAUUGGCUGAUGUAGCACAUGAGUACAAAGCCAUCAAAAGAAGAAAACGAACCCGAUAGACAUCAUCAUGUUCCAACAGGCUCCCUUCCAAGAUUUAUGAAGAAUAGUUCCCUUCCAUCUAGUCCAGAGCCAUUUUCUUGUUGGUUUGAAUGGUUUGAUAAUGUUUCCUUCAUACCUCGAUGUCACACCAGAAAUUCUAUCGAUGACAGAAUCAAUUUCUUUCACUUCGCGUUGCAUUCUUUCUUUUGGGGAUUCGUCUCUAUUUUGGGAUACCUUGGUCGCGAGCGAAGAUAUACUUAAGCAAUAGUUGAAAGUUUUUCGAUGCAGACGGAACGCCGUGACCGGUGUAGCGGCUUUGAUGGUAGCGGCUCUUGGUUGGUCGAAUAUCAUGGCAAGGUCCCCAAUCAGGCUUCCUUGUUGCAUGACUCCGUAGUUCUCUUCCAAUUGCUUGCCAUCAAUAUAGACGCCGCAUUCUCCUCUGUAGAUUAUGUACAUGUAGUCUGCUAUUUCAUCUCCCUGCUCGCAAACUAAUGAAUUCUGUGAAAAAUU
Pseudo-nitzschia multistriata is the source of this 4975-nucleotide messenger RNA. The record is from the annotation of a GenBank genome assembly. NCBI's taxonomy places the organism in Eukaryota, Bacillariophyta, Bacillariophyceae, Bacillariales, Bacillariaceae.